Molecule: messenger RNA, 2521 nt
Organism: Rhinopithecus roxellana (golden snub-nosed monkey)
Lineage: Eukaryota; Metazoa; Chordata; Mammalia; Primates; Cercopithecidae
Gene: GGT1
Product: gamma-glutamyltransferase 1
Exons: 15
Coding region: 576-2366 (596 amino acids)
Biological process (GO): glutathione catabolic process; peptide modification; regulation of immune system process
Cellular component (GO): plasma membrane
Molecular function (GO): glutathione gamma-glutamate hydrolase
Source: RefSeq, a predicted model, not a curated record
UCCUUGCUGCUGUGACGUCAGCUUCCCCAUCCUCCCAGCCAGGCUGGACCUCUGUGAGAGGCCUGCCUGUCCUGCACCCUGUGCAGAUGCCUCCCACUGUCUGCUGGGGCUGAUGGGCACCCCCUGGCUGGUCUCUUGUACUAGCGGGUGCAGCCCAGAACUGUCUUCUGAGGAAGAGGUGCUCUCCUGGGUCCCCACUGUCCCCAAGCCUCAGCAGCAAGGCAAGUGAGGUGCUGCCGUCAUCCAGAUUGGACAGUUCAUUGAUUUGCCUGAGGCCCCACGGCAGAGUUCAACUGGAGACCAGAGAAAUCAGCUAGAGGCAGAGGGAGGUCACACGGAGUCCCCCAGAAAGGACUGGGCUACGCGCGCUUCAGGUAACCUUCUUGACCUUUAGGAUAAUGAGAAGGCUGCCUGACCAGAGAGUCUCUGAAGAAGAUUCUGUGGCUACAUGCUCCUGCAGAGUGUGAGGGAGACCCUGGUUAUUUCCUCAGCUGUUUCCACCAAAUCCUCCCAUCUUUUGUGGCCAACACCUGAGGCAAGGCUUGGUGCCCCCGUCUGCUGCUGGACACAGAGCCAUGAAGAAGAGGUUAGUGGUGCUGGGCCUGCUGGCCGUGGUCCUGGUGCUGGUCAUUGUUGGCCUCUGUCUCUGGCUGCCCUCGGCCUCCAAGGAACCUGACAACCAUGUGUACACUAGGGCUGCCGUGGCUGCAGAUGCCAAGCAGUGCUCGGAGAUUGGGAGGGAUGCACUGCGGGACGGGGGCUCUGCGGUGGAUGCAGCCAUUGCAGCCCUGUUGUGUAUGGGGCUCAUGAAUGCCCACAGCAUGGGCAUCGGGGGCGGCCUGUUCCUCACCAUCUACAACAGCACCACGCGAAAAGCUGAGGUCAUCAACGCCCGCGAGGUGGCCCCCAGGCUGGCCUUCGCCAGCAUGUUCAACAGCUCAGAGCAGUCCCAGAAUGGGGGGCUGUCAGUGGCGGUGCCCGGGGAGAUCCGAGGCUAUGAGCUGGCUCACCAGCGGCAUGGGCGGCUACCCUGGGCUCGCCUCUUCCAGCCCAGUAUCCAGCUGGCCCGCCAGGGCUUCCCCGUGGGCAAGGGCUUGGCAGCAGCCCUGGAAAACAAGCGGACCGUCAUCGAGCAGCAGCCUGUCUUGUGUGAGGUGUUCUGCCGGGAUGGAAAGGUGCUUCGGGAGAGGGAAAGACUGACCCUGCCACGGCUGGCUGACACCUACGAGACGUUGGCCAUCGAGGGUGCCCAGGCCUUCUACAACGGCAGCCUCACGGCCCAGAUUGUGAAGGACAUCCAGGCAGCUGGGGGCAUUGUGACAGCCGAGGACCUGAACAACUACCGCGCUGAGCUGAUUGAGCACCCACUGAACAUCAGCCUGGGAGACGCGGUACUGUACAUGCCCAGCGCGCCACUCAGCGGGCCCGUACUGGCCCUCAUCCUCAACAUCCUUAAAGGGUACAACUUCUCCCGGGCGAGCGUGGAGACCCCCGAGCAGAAGGGCCUGACGUACCACCGCAUCGUGGAGGCUUUCCGGUUUGCCUAUGCCAAGAGGACCCUGCUUGGGGACCCCAAGUUUGUGGAUGUGACUGAGGUGGUCCGCAACAUGACCUCGGAGUUCUUCGCUGCCCAGCUCCGGGCCCAGAUCUCUGACGAUACCACCCACCCGAUCUCCUACUACAAGCCCGAGUUCUACACGCCAGAUGAUGGGGGCACUGCCCACCUGUCUGUCGUCGCAGAGGACGGCAGUGCUGUGUCUGCCACCAGCACCAUCAACCUCUACUUUGGCUCCAAGGUCCGCUCCCCAGUCAGCGGGAUCCUGUUCAAUGAUGAAAUGGAUGACUUCAGCUCUCCCAGCAUCACCAAUCAGUUUGGGGUGCCCCCCUCACCCGCCAAUUUCAUCCAGCCAGGGAAGCAGCCGCUCUCGUCCAUGUGCCCAACGAUCAUGGUGGGCCAGGACGGCCAGGUCCGGAUGGUGGUGGGAGCUUCUGGGGGCACUCAGAUCACCACGGCCACUGCACUGGUAUGUGUCACCCCUUUUCUCCCUGGCCCUGCCCACCCUGCACAGCCCCCAGGCCAUGCUGAUCACACUCCCAUGCCCCAGGCCAUCAUCUACAACCUCUGGUUCGGCUAUGACGUGAAGCGGGCCGUGGAGGAGCCCCGGCUGCACAACCAGCUUCUACCCAACGUCACAACAGUGGAGAGAACCAUUGACCAGGCAGUGACUGCAGCCCUGGAAACCCGGCACCAUGACACCGAGGUCGCAUCCACCUUCAUUGCUGUGGUGCAAGCUGUUGUCCGCACAGCUGGUGGCUGGGCAGCUGCCUCGGACUCCAGGAAAGGCGGGGAGCCUGCCGGCUACUGAGUGCUCAGGGCGGACAAAGCUGACCAGCAAUCCAGGGACAAGAUACUCACCAGGACCAGGAAGGGGACUUCGGGGUCCCCUGUGAGUGGCAGAGCAUCACAAUAAAUGAGGCCACUGUGUCAGGCUCCAGGUGGCCUCCCUGGCCUGGCUCCCCA